AGGGUUGGGAGGAACGCGACCUACUCCGCUAACCCAGUGGCCCGAGCCAAUCACAAAGAGGAUUGGAACCUCGCUGCACGCCCCCCUUCCCAUCUCCUCCCCCUGCAACAGCCUCCUGGAAAGAGGGGCACUGGAGAGAUGUGUUUGCAAUUCAAAUCCUUGGCUUUCUGCCUGCCUCUUUUCUUAAUAAGAAGGCAGGAGCUGCCGUGAGGUGCAAAGGGGUCUUCCGAAUUGCAGUGGCCCUAAGAUCCGAAGAUCCUUGCCUCUGCCUCUUUUAUCUGAUUCUGAAGCUAACGGGAAAAGGGUAAGGAUGGUGGAGGCUUUCUGUGCUACGUGGAAGCUGACGGACAGUCAGAAUUUUGACGAGUACAUGAAGGCUCUAGGUGUGGGCUUUGCCACUAGGCAGGUGGGAAAUGUGACUAAACCAACAGUGAUCAUCAGUCAGGAGGGGGACAAAGUGGUGAUCAAGACUCAAAGCACAUUCAAGAACACAGAGAUUAGUUUCCAUCUGGGAGAAGAGUUUGAUGAAACCACUCCAGAUGACAGAAACUGUAAGUCUGUUGUUAGCCUGGAUGGAGACAAACUUGUCCAUGUACAGAAAUGGGAUGGCAAAGAGACAAAUUUUGUAAGAGAGAUUAAGAAUGGCAAAAUGGUCAUGACUCUUACUUUUGGCGAUGUGGUUGCCAUUCGCCACUAUGAGAAGGCAUAGAAAACAUCCUGAUCUGGGGCUGGAGAAGUUCUACGAUCUUUCUGUUUACCCAAGUCUCAGUGCUAUACUGCUGUUACGGCACAGCUGAUCACUAAUUAGAAGGUUAUCCUUGGUGUGGAGGUGGAAAAUGAUGACUUCAAAACUUGUUUUAAAAACUUGUUACUGCAAGCAAUCAAAGCCAUUUUUGAUCUGCAGAUUUAUCACAUUUUAUAAUUCCUAUUAAAAUUUUAAACUACUUUUUUUUAAAAUAAAGAAGGGAAUACAUUCUACAAUUUCCAGUGGAAUGCAAAUCAAAUUGGAAUAAAAAUCUUACACCCAUGAGAAAUUUGUUGUUGUUGUUAAUAUCACUAAUCUGGCUGGGAAUUGUAUAUUAGAGAGUUUUAAAUACAAUAGCCUUUUUUUUAUGGCAUAAAGUCAGGCUGGGGAAGUUAGCACUUUGUCUAAAAUACUAAUUUAAAAAAUAAGCAGAAGCCC
Molecule: messenger RNA, 1183 nt
Organism: Balaenoptera acutorostrata (minke whale)
Lineage: Eukaryota; Metazoa; Chordata; Mammalia; Artiodactyla; Balaenopteridae
Gene: FABP7
Product: fatty acid binding protein 7
Exons: 4
Coding region: 311-709 (132 amino acids)
Biological process (GO): fatty acid transport
Cellular component (GO): nucleus; cytosol
Molecular function (GO): fatty acid binding
Source: RefSeq, a predicted model, not a curated record